GUAGGUGACGGUCUGAGACAGCACCGCCAAGCUGGGAACCAGGGAGAUGGCAGAGGCUGAACCCAAGACCGUGCAGGAUCUCACCUCGGGGCUGCAGACACUCCUGCAACAGAUGCAAGAUAAAUUUCAAACCAUGUCUGACCAGAUCAUUGGAAGAAUUGAUGACAUGAGCAGUCGCAUUGAUGGCCUGGAGAAAAACAUUGCAGACCUCAUGACACAGGCCGGGGUGGAAGAGCUGGACGGGGAAAGCAAGAUCCCUGCCACACAGAAGAGUUGAAGGUUGCUCAUCUG
Messenger RNA from Balaenoptera musculus (blue whale), 291 nucleotides. Its product is annotated as heat shock factor-binding protein 1-like. Gene Ontology annotation, cellular component: nucleus; cytosol. Gene Ontology annotation, biological process: cellular heat acclimation. The record is from RefSeq and is a predicted model, not a curated record. Gene Ontology annotation, molecular function: transcription corepressor activity. The transcript has a single exon. NCBI's taxonomy places the organism in Eukaryota, Metazoa, Chordata, Mammalia, Artiodactyla, Balaenopteridae. The coding region runs from base 47 to 277 and encodes 76 amino acids.